Messenger RNA from Hippocampus comes (tiger tail seahorse), 1152 nucleotides. RefSeq names its product deoxycytidine kinase (gene dck). Gene Ontology annotation, molecular function: deoxycytidine kinase activity; ATP binding. The record is from RefSeq and is a predicted model, not a curated record. Gene Ontology annotation, biological process: nucleobase-containing compound metabolic process. The transcript has 8 exons. Bases 25 to 945 code for a protein of 306 amino acids. Gene Ontology annotation, cellular component: cytoplasm; mitochondrion. Lineage: Eukaryota; Metazoa; Chordata; Actinopteri; Syngnathiformes; Syngnathidae.
GGGCGGAAGCGAGGACGCCCAACGAUGUUGUGUGGGAGGUGGCGUCUUUCUCGCAUCCGGUAUCUCCUUGAUAAAUCCCACGUUAUAUUCUCGAACAAUUACGCCAGCUUUCAGCAUGGAAACAUUUUAACGUCAUCAAUUGCCAACAACAACAUGUUUUUAACCCCCAAGAGGCCGCGCUCCGACUUCAUGAACGACUCGAUGGAGAAGAGGAUAAAGCGGAUUUCCAUCGAGGGCAACAUCGCGGCGGGAAAGUCGACCUUCGUCCGCCUUCUGGAGCAAGAGUGCGCCGACUGGGAGGUGGUGCCCGAGCCCAUCGCCAGGUGGUGCAACGUGCAAACAAGCGGCAGUGACUUUGAGGAGCUGACGUCGUCGCAGCGUAGCGGCGGCAACGUGCUGAAGAUGAUGUACGACAAGCCGGAGCGUUGGGCCUACACCUUCCAGAGCUACGCCUGCAUCAGCCGCGUGCGCGCCCAGAUCCGCUCGGCCAACGGGAAGCUGCGGGAGGCCGACGACCCCGUGCAGUUCUUCGAGCGCUCCAUCUACAGCGACAGGUACAUCUUCGCCGCCAACCUCUACGAGAACGAGUGCCUGAACGACACGGAGUGGUCCAUCUAUCAGGACUGGCACGGCUGGCUGCACAGCCAGUUCAGCCGGCACAUCCAGCUGGACGGCAUCAUCUACCUGAGGGUCCCCCCGGAGAAAUGCAUGGAGAGGCUGCACCUGCGCGGUCGCGAGGAAGAGCAGGAAAUCCCUCUGGAGUAUCUGGAGAAGCUCCACGUCAAGCACGAGAGCUGGCUGCAGCACAAGACCAUGACGAUGGACUUUGAGUAUUUGGCCGACUUGCCGGUGCUGACGCUCGACGCCACGGAAGACUUCAAAGGCAACGAGAGCAAGAGUGCCGACAUGAUGGAGAAAGUGAAAGAGUUCCUGAGUACCUUGUGAGGAACCGCAAAGGAGGCAAGAGGGGAAAUCUAUAAAGUGCUGUUUUUAAUUUUUUUUAUUUGGAUUUUGUUUUGUUUUUUCAUUGUAAUGCCACUGUAGUGACAUUUUUUUAACCACAGGUGUCUAUUUAUCAUUGUGUGUGUGUGCGUGCGCGUCUCACAGACUGAAAUAAACUAUGAAAUAAAAGCUUCCAUUUGAAAUUGACUU